Messenger RNA from Colletotrichum spaethianum, 645 nucleotides. Its product is annotated as coenzyme Q-binding protein COQ10, mitochondrial. Gene Ontology annotation, biological process: ubiquinone biosynthetic process; cellular respiration. The coding region runs from base 1 to 645 and encodes 214 amino acids. Gene Ontology annotation, cellular component: mitochondrion. The transcript has a single exon. Lineage: Eukaryota; Fungi; Ascomycota; Sordariomycetes; Glomerellales; Glomerellaceae. The record is from RefSeq and is a predicted model, not a curated record. Gene Ontology annotation, molecular function: ubiquinone binding.
AUGGCGACCGCGCGGCCCUUCCUCCGCCUCUCCUCCCCCCCCCGGACCCUGGGGUGCACGCCCGCGGCCCUCGCCCAACAACACGCCCCGCGCCGGCCCUUCUUCAACCUCCCCAACCUCGCCUCGGCGAACGAACCCCAAACGCUGACGGCCUCGCGGACGAUGCCCUACCCCUCCCCCCAGCUCUACGACGUCAUCUCCGACGUCGACGCCUACGACUCCUUCGUCCCCUACUGCGCCCAGUCCCGCGUCACCCAGUGGACCGCCCCCGACGCCUCCGGCCGCCGCUGGCCCGCCCAGGCCGACCUCCGCGUCGGCUGGGGCGGCUUCGAGGAGACCUUCACCAGCAGGCUGCACUGCGUACCCGGUAAAAGCGUCGAGGCGGUCAGCGGCGCCGAUGUCGAGGGCGCCAGCCCGGGCAACGGCGGGGAAGGCGGCGCCGUCUUCCGGAGCCUCGUGACCAAGUGGCAGCUGCGGCCGCUGACCUCCGGGACGGGCACCGAGGUGGACUUGGUCAUCAAGUUCCAGUUCGCCAACCCGCUGUACUCGGCCGUGAGCGCCGCCGUGUCUGAAAAGGUGGCCGGCGUCAUGAUCCAGGCCUUCGAGAAGCGGGUCAAGGCUGUCCUGGGGGUUCCCAGGCUAUAG